AUGAGCGAGGGGGCUGCCGGCGCCGCGGCGCCCGGGGCGGCGGAGGCGGCGGCUGCGGCGGGGGGCCCGGGCGGGGAUGGGGCCGGGGGGCCGCCGCGGGAGCUGCGCUGCAGCGACUGCAUCGUCUGGAACCGGCAGCAGACGUGGUUGUGCGUGGUACCCCUCUUCAUCGGCUUCAUCGGUCUGGGGCUCAGCCUCAUGCUGCUCAAGUGGAUCGUGGUGGGCUCCGUCAAGGAGUACGUCCCCACCGAGCUGAUGGACGCCAAGGGCGUGGGGCAGGACCCCUUCUUCCUUUCCAAGCCCACCGCUCCCCCCCGCGGCGCGGAGACCACCGCCGCGGCCACGCCGCGGCCGCCCAGCCGUGUCAGCCCCCGCCUCACCACCAUGAGCCGGGCGCCCCCGCGGCCCCCCGGCACCCGCGGCCCGGCGCGGGGCGGCCCGCGGCCCACGGUCCCCCGACACCCCGUGUCGCCGCACACGGCGCCGCCCGCCAGCGGCCCCCCCGGCACCCCCGGCCGCGGCGCCCGGCCACCGCCCGCCGCCCCCAGCACCCCGCCGCUGCCCGCCUGGCCCACUGCGGCACACGCUACCUCCUCCUACAAGAUCUACGUCCACGACUCGGCGCCGUCCUGGACCUUGUCUCCCUUCCAGGAGUCGACCACCACCACGCCGGAGGCCAGCACGACCCCCAAAACCCAUACCACAACGUAUUCCACUGAGCGAUCUGAGCACUUUAAGCCAUGCAAAGACAAGGAUCUUGCAUAUUGUCUCAAUGAAGGGGAAUGCUUUGUGAUUGAAACCUUAACAGGAUCACAUAAACACUGCCGGUGCAAAGAGGGCUACCAGGGAGUCCGCUGUGACCAAUUUUUGCCGAAAACCGACUCAAUCUUGUCAGAUCCAACAGACCAUUUAGGAAUUGAAUUCAUGGAGAGCGAGGACGUGUACCAGCGCCAGGUGCUGUCCAUUUCCUGUAUCGUCUUUGGCAUAGUCGUAGUGGGCAUGCUUUGUGCAGCGUUCUACUUCAAAACAAAGAAACAAACAAAGCAAAUUCAUGAACAGCUGAAAGAAACACAGAAUAGGAAAACCUACAGCCUAAAUGCUUCCAGCAUGAUGGCAAAGUCGGAGUGUAUGGCACAAAGCCAAGUCCAGCUGCAAAAUUAUUCAAAACCAGACAGGCAUCCGGGGCCUAUUCUGCACAAGGUUAUGGAGUCUAGUUUUUCAGGCCCUCAGUCUUUCCCAGAGGCCUUGUCUCCUGACAGAGGAACUCAGCCCAUCAAGCAACACAGAAGUCUCUCUUCAUGCUGCAGCCCAGGACAGAAAAGUGGGAUGCUACAUAGAAAUGCCUUUCGGAGGACUCCUCCCUUGCCUCGGGGUAGGUUCAAUGGAAUUACAGGACCAGCAUAUCAACAGCUAGAAGAGUCAAGGAUCACAGACCAGGACACAAUACCUUGUCACGGGUAUUCAUCCAGUGGUUUAAAAACUCCUCAGAAUACUUCAAUAAAUAUGCAACUGCCUUCAAGAGAGUCAACCCCAUAUUUUAAUAACGUGGAUCAGAAGGACUUGGUCGGCUAUUCAUCUUCAAGGGCCAACUCCGUUCCCAUCAUCCCGUCUGUGGGCUUGGACGAAGCCUGCAUGCAAAUGCAAAAUGUUUCUGAAGUAACAGGCAUCAAAUGGUGCAAAAACUCCUAUUCCGCUGAACUUGUCAAUGUGAGUUCCCCUGUCAGUAAUUGUCUUAUAGCAGAACAACACGAAGUGAAAAUAUUGCUAGAAACUGUGCAGGAGCAGAUCCGGAUUCUGACGGACGCGAGGCGGUCGGAGGACUAUGAACUGGCGAGCGUAGACGCAGAGAGCAGCGCGAGUGAAAACACGGCCUUUCUGCCCAUGAGCCCCUUGGCCAAGUCGGAGCGAGAGGCGCAAUUUGUCUUAAAAAAUGAAACGCAAAGAGACUCAGUAUUGACCAAGUGACUUUGUGUGGGGGUUGUGGGAGGGGAAAUGAGAGAUCUGUGCAUUCGAUGCUUUGCUAAACAGGAAGGGAGGAAGUUAAAUACAAAUUAUUUAUAUGCAUUAAUUUAAGAGCAUCUACUUAGAAGAAACCAAAUAGUCAAUCGCCCUCAUAUCAUAGUGUUUUUUAACAAAAUAUUUUUUUAAGGGAAAAGUUCCAGGAGGGAUGAAGCGUGCAUCAGGUGCUUUCUAGGCAGGAUUACACAGUUUCAGUUACAGAGGAUUUUACCAUGGUCCCGUUCAACUGUCCAAAGUCUUAGGCUAUGCAUCUUUUUUUCAGUGAAGUCCAAGACCAUUCUUAGAUGCAUUUGUGGUUUCAGGGCAGUGCUGCAGCGAGCUACUGGCCAGGGAUUCAGACCCUGGGGACCAAGUCCCGUGAGCCCAGCACAGGUCCAAUCCCCUCUCCCCCUCUCCUCUUGAUUCCAGGUUCAUACCACAGAAACAGGCACACAGAUUCCUCCUUCUGAGUUCUGGUACCUGCUGUGGAAUGAGGACAUCCCUAAACUGAACAUAUUCUUAACUCUCGACCUUAAUUUGAUGUGUCGGUCAGCCAAGAAAGUCAAUGGAAUCAGUUGGGAGCUUUGGGUUUUGCCAAGCGUGGAGAGGGAUUGGGUUCUGUAGAGAUUCAGUGGUCAGAAGCCGGUGGCUGCUCCAUCUUCUGAGCUUUGCCUACCAGAGCUGCCUUGGUGGAGAGUUAGGAAGAGCAAGGGAAAAUGCAGAAGUGUGUAUUACAACAGGUGUGGUUUUGGUUUCUGAUUUGGGUUUUUUUUGAGUGGCACCAUAAACUCCGUUGUUCGUUAGCACCCCUAAACAUUUCUAAACUUUUACACUUUGAAGGCAUUUGUGAGCUCUCAAGGAGCACUUCUUGGUGUCUGUGUAUAUUUUUUUUUAACUUACCUUUUAUCAUGAGUUGUUCAGAGAAGAGUCAGGGAGAUCCAGUAUGAUCAAAAUCCAGCUGAUAAGUGUUCACUAUGCCUAAUUUGUUCCUGCAUUCAGUUCUCCAGUUACUUUAAUUAAUUAUGGCUUAGGCUUGUGAACUUUAAAGUUUCAACCCUGCAGAUGAUUCAGUAUGGACAGACCCGCAGGCAUGCACAGAUCUGAGUCUAAUGGGGCUGUAUAAGAGCAGAUGGUUUCCACCAAGUCACUCCCUGCAGGGGAUCAAGGUCUUAGAGAAGAAGUGUCAUUACCUGGCUGCCAUAUCCCAGUCACAUUAGAGCACUUUUUCCAUUAGCUUUCUUUUUAGUCCCUCUCUCCCCCAGAAAUUGUAACAAAAUAUGCCAAUAGUGCAAUGAAUUGGGUUCGGUGACAUAUAUUACCGGUUUUAUUGGUAUUAAAAUAUCUGCUUAUUCUUGGAGGGAAAAGUCAACUAUGAUAAAUAAUUGCGAAAUAGCCUUCCGUGGUUAAUGUCAGAAGAUUGAUUAAAAAAACCCAGUAUAUACAGAAUGUAUUUAAACAUUCCUUUGGAGCAAAUUAAUGGUUAAAUUUAUUAAUGUGCCCCAGACUUUCUAGUUCACAAGUCUCAAGACUUCCCAAAAUAGCACAAUCGAUCACGCUGUGCUGUUGUAUGUUGAGUCAGAAUAAAGCAAUAUUUUAACCUCUGUCAAGUAAAUUUGGAAAAGAAAUACUGAAGGUGUAUGUCAUUUUUUUUGUUAAGGCAGUAAAAAAAAAUUAACAGUCUUCAUUCAGCAAGUCUUAUUUUGGGUUUCUUUUAUGGUUUUGAUUUCGGGGUUUCUUUUAAAGAUAAAGUUGAUGAAAUUGUCUUGUUUACAGAACUUUCUAUGGCUGUAAUCUUUGCUGUGUGUUUUCAGUAGAAAUAUAUUUGAGGGCAAACUGUUGUUCUGUGCCCCAGGAUGGAGCCUGUCUUGUUUGGACUCCCUUCUGCAAAGACACAGAGCUUUUGUUGUAUCAGUGAGGUGGAUCGCCAUGAGGUUUGGUCUCGCCCUGACGUUUUUCUGCCGUAUGUUGUGGCUGGGCACAGUCUCACUGCGUGAACUGAGCUGACUGUGGUGGGUGUGGUCCCAAGCCCACACCAGAUAAAUCCUCUGAAAGACAGGGUGUAUUAGGUGGGGCUCAGCUUUGCAUCCCUACAAUCAUAUGACUUUUCUGUUAACAGCGUUUACAUCCCACCAUCUGAGGGCAUGAGCAAAGUGAGCUUGCUUCUGCCCUUAAGCCCUGUGAACAUACCUGUAAUAUAAAAGCUGGUUACUAUAUAAAGCUCUGGUUCAACAAUUUGUAAAGUAUGAUCACUAUUAAUAAAUUUUUCACCAUUAAUUUCAUCGAGAUGGUCUCUCUGCUAAAAUGUGCAGAAUCCUGCCCAAAUUGUUGUUUCAGAAUUAAAUCUUUUCAAUCCAGACGUAAGACCUCCUCACCCCCAAAUUCUUCCAAACUCUGCAGUUUCACCUCUGGCAACAUAAUGGAAACACACAACAAGAUUUCAGUUGAAGAAAGAACCAUAUCAUAAGCGAUGCCUUUAUGGAGUGAAUGUGUUCACGCAGCACCCCCGAAAGACCCAGAAAGAAGGGACAAGCAAUGUAUUUAAGAGAAUAAAAUGUCUAACUGAAUGACAGAUGAAGAUCUGAAAUGGUGAGGAUAUCUUCGGUUCAUGUUAGAGAUGCGAUCUUGUACUCAGCAAAGGAUGUGUGACUGUUAUAUGUUAACUGUUCUAUUCAGUUUUCAGCAUGUUUGAAUAGAGAGACGUUAAUAUUAACCAUA
Chiroxiphia lanceolata (lance-tailed manakin) is the source of this 4713-nucleotide messenger RNA. It is a transcript of the gene NRG3, whose product is annotated as neuregulin 3. Bases 1 to 1965 code for a protein of 654 amino acids. NCBI's taxonomy places the organism in Eukaryota, Metazoa, Chordata, Aves, Passeriformes, Pipridae. Gene Ontology annotation, biological process: nervous system development; animal organ development; intracellular signal transduction. The transcript is spliced from 9 exons. Gene Ontology annotation, molecular function: chemorepellent activity. The record is from RefSeq and is a predicted model, not a curated record.